CUCUUUGCUUGCAUAUUGAAAUUCAGUAGAGUUUCGCAAGAAGAGUGCACAAGCCCAAAAGAACAGAGCGUCUGAAAAGGGUGGUGCCUUGCACACUGCCGGGUCAAUCACAAUUCACGAGCAUGCCAUUCGUAUGGCACAAGCUCUUGGACGGGCGGUCCAUGUUGACGAGGUCUUUGCACAGACCCAUGUUCGGAAGGGCACUAAUGAAUUCGUUGAUGAAAGAUCUCGCAAGACUCAUGAAGAAUUUUCUACGAGACUUUCACAGGUUAGAUCCGAACAUGGGUCAGCUCCUACACCGGAUGAUGCGAGUAAUGCAGAUGACGACAUCCGUAGGACACAGUGCUGGGUCGAUGUCGUCGGUGGGAAGAAAAAGGGACGACUCUACGGUGCAGGACAACUUGCUUCAAACUAUACAGCAUCGAGAGGAGGUACACUGAAGCACCAACCUUCUUCUUCUUCCACCCCUUCUGCCGACAAGGCCAUCGAGCGCCUGACACAGCUACUAGAGCAACGUGACCAGGAAAACCGUGCAUUGAAAGAACAAUACACUGACUUGAGAGACGAGUUUUCAAGCUUCAAGUCCCUGGUCAUGAGAGCGCUGCCUCAAACUUCAGACACUCCUUCCACAGUCCCUCCGACCCAGCCACGACCCUCCCCGUCACCCGCCGUCCCUCAUCCGCCCAGAUCAGUCCAACCCACACCAGUCCAGCCCACACCAAUCCAACCAUCUACAGAUGAGCAGGAUGAUGAAGAUACAUCUGAAGACUUUGUAAAAUUUUAG
This is a messenger RNA of Vigna radiata var. radiata (mung bean), 784 nucleotides long. RefSeq lists its product as uncharacterized. The transcript is spliced from 3 exons. The record is from RefSeq and is a predicted model, not a curated record. NCBI's taxonomy places the organism in Eukaryota, Viridiplantae, Streptophyta, Magnoliopsida, Fabales, Fabaceae. The coding region runs from base 134 to 784 and encodes 216 amino acids.